AUGGAUACAAUGGAGACAGUGCCGUGGGAUGAACUUCCGAGUUCGCCCUUGCCCUUGGCCCGACCCUCCAGUGUGAUAGACCUGGAUACACCCGAGAAAUCUCUUGUGAAACAAGAAGGUUUGGAUGCUUUGGAGUUGCCCCCGCCAGCAGCCUUGGCAGUUGAGCCCGUGGAGCCUUCUUUGACCUCGCCAGAGGCCACCCCGAGGCCGAAGCAUUCCGACUUGCUGUACAAGAAUGAUUUGACCCCAGAGAAGGAGGUUCUGACACGAGAUGCUCAGCUUCGCAUCAAGGCCGCUUCUGAUGGUGCUGAGGGAAAGCCGGGUCGAGGCCGUGGACGUGGCCGUGGACGGCAGAGUUCCAAGGCCAGGAAGAACGACACGAAGCAGUCCAAGAAGACUGCUCCGAAGGGCACUCCGAAGGCUCCGAAGGCCACAGCUUCUGAGCCCCAGGAGUGGGAUGAUUGGGCUGAGUGGGAUGGCUCAGCUGAAUGGAACGAUGAGGAGUGGGACGCCUCAGCUGAGUGGAACGAGGAGUGGGACGGCUCAGCUCAGUGGAACGAUGAGGAGUGGGCUCAAUGGGAGGCAGGGACCUGGAAGCCCAAGAAACGUAGCCGUGAGCCAAAGGUUGCAGCUGGAGCCUCCAGAUCCAAGCCUGUGGGCAGGGCCCGCCCUGGCGAUCAUGCUUCCAUUCAUGCUGUGGAUGAGACCGACACCUUCAGCUAUCCACACACCUUUGCCCGUCGCAACAAGCCCCCCAUCAAGGGAAGCGAUUCCGAGAAGCUGUGGAUGGGCAUUGCAAAAAGCUUCCUUCAGGAGAUUGACCACACCCUGGAGAAAGGCACCCGAACCGAAGCCGAGGCGAACUACUGGAAGUAUGCCAGACUUCGCUGGGUUGACAGCGGCAUCGACCCUCGAGAUCCUUGCUUCCCCGAGCUCAUGGAGAUGGCAGCCCAGGAGUUUGUGGUGCUUCGCCCUACUGCUGCCGAGGUUCUUGUGGGGGAUAAGAUAUGUUACUUAUAA
Messenger RNA from Symbiodinium necroappetens, 1020 nucleotides. The record is from the annotation of a GenBank genome assembly. NCBI's taxonomy places the organism in Eukaryota, Dinophyceae, Suessiales, Symbiodiniaceae.